GCCUGGCUGUGGCUCUGGGAGAGCCAACCUCCCCCAGGGAAGCCACUUUACACAAUAGCAGUGGCAGCAGAGGCUAGCGAGAAGACAAGAUUCAGACUCUUCAACUGGGGAGCACAGCUAGCAUUUCCCGAGCCUCAGGUACAUGCGGACCGUGACCCUCCCUGGGACCCCAGGGGGGCUGCUCCUCAGGACUAAGGAAGGAGAAGGGGGUGUGAGAAACCUUUCACCAUAUACCAUCGAAAACAUUUACCUCAAUGGCCUUGGUUUACACAUGGGGAAACUGAGGCACAUAAAGGGAAGGGAGCAUGUCCAGUCUGUCCUUAAUAGCAAGACCCACUGAAUACACCUCUCCUGGCUCUCUGUUUAGUGUUUGGACGUUCAAAGAUGCCUAGACUAGGCGGCGGGAGUUUCAGGGCCACGAUCCAGAUCUUAUACCAACUGUGUGUGGCCCCGCACAAAAUCACUCCCGGUUCUUUGGCACUUAAGUUGGAGAAACUGGGAUGCGCUGGGACCUCAAAGGGCCAUUCCAGUAGGGGAGUCACAGGCCCAGGUGGUGAAGGGGUGAAAGGGCAUGAUGUCUCGGGGUUUAUAGUCCACUGAGCCUCGCCGGAGGUAACACCGGCUCAGGGAUGCUUUCGUUGCCAUGGCAACCGCCGGGCCGGCGCGGGCCCCUGAGUGCGGCUGAGGAAGCUGGGACAAACCCUGCCCUUCCCAAGAUGGCGGCGGCGGCAGGGCAAAGGGCGGGGUUAGACGCUGUCAGCCUGUCCAGACCGUUCCUCUGUUUUCGCUUGUUCCUACUAACGGCGAGCUUCCGCCAAUACUUGUUCUUGUUCUUGGUUCCGAGCGUCCCGGGAGCCGGGAAGGGAAGGAUUGUCUGCAGUGAUUGGAGCAAAUAUCCAGUGGGGGAAAGGCGGGACUUCCGCGUCCUGCCGGAAGUGACGUGACAAUCGCGGCCACCGCCAGGUGGAACGGCAGGUGGGUUCAGGUACCAGCCUGGCCCGGACCCGGCUGUGGGACCAACGCUUCCGGUGAGCGACAGAGGCAGCUCCCCAGGGCCUGGAGACCCGUGGGGCGGGCUCUGGGAUCCGAGCCCAUCGCCCUGGCCUGGAGUCCCCCUUUGUACCUAUUCCCCAUUCCCCUACCGAGCUGGGCAGUUAGCCAGCCCACUCCAACUCUCGGAACCAUGUUUGCAGACUUGGAUUAUGACAUUGAAGAGGAUAAACUUGGAAUCCCGACUGUGCCUGGGAAGGUGACCCUGCAGAAGGAUGCUCAGAACCUGAUCGGGAUCAGCAUUGGAGGAGGGGCCCAGUACUGUCCCUGCCUCUAUAUCGUCCAGGUAUUUGACAACACCCCAGCAGCCUUGGACGGCACAGUGGCAGCUGGCGAUGAGAUCACCGGUGUCAAUGGCAGGUCAAUCAAAGGGAAAACUAAGGUGGAGGUGGCGAAGAUGAUUCAGGAGGUGAAGGGGGAGGUGACCAUCCACUACAACAAGCUGCAGGCGGACCCCAAGCAGGGCAUGUCCCUGGACAUUGUGUUGAAGAAAGUCAAGCACCGGCUGGUGGAGAACAUGAGUUCAGGGACCGCAGAUGCUCUGGGCCUGAGCCGGGCCAUCCUGUGCAAUGAUGGGCUUGUCAAGAGGCUAGAGGAGCUGGAGCGGACCGCUGAGCUGUACAAAGGGAUGACGGAACACACCAAGAACCUCCUACGGGCCUUUUAUGAGCUGUCGCAGACUCACCGGGCCUUUGGGGACGUGUUCUCUGUGAUCGGGGUGCGGGAGCCCCAGCCAGCUGCGAGCGAGGCUUUUGUUAAGUUCGCCGAUGCCCACCGCAGCAUCGAGAAGUUCGGCAUUCGGCUUCUGAAAACCAUCAAGCCGAUGCUGACGGAUCUGAACACGUACCUCAACAAAGCCAUCCCGGACACUCGCCUCACCAUCAAGAAGUACCUGGACGUGAAGUUUGAGUACCUGUCGUACUGCCUGAAGGUGAAGGAGAUGGAUGACGAGGAAUACAGCUGCAUUGCCCUAGGCGAGCCCCUUUACCGGGUGAGCACCGGCAACUAUGAGUACCGCCUGAUCCUGCGCUGCCGCCAGGAGGCGCGCGCCCGCUUCUCCCAGAUGCGCAAGGAUGUGCUGGAGAAGAUGGAGCUGCUGGACCAGAAGCACGUCCAGGACAUCGUGUUCCAGCUGCAGCGCCUCGUGUCCACCAUGUCCAAGUACUACAACGACUGCUACGCAGUGCUGCGGGAUGCCGACGUCUUCCCCAUCGAGGUAGACCUGGCGCACACCACACUGGCCUAUGGCCUCAACCAGGAGGAGUUCACAGAUGGGGAGGAGGAGGAGGAGGAGGAAGACACGGCAGCUGGGGAGCCGGCCAGGGAUACACGAGGGGCUGCUGGGCCAUUGGACAAGGGUGGAAGCUGGUGUGACUCCUGAGUGCCCCGCGGGUGUGGUGCCCGGGGCAGGGUGCGUGGGAGGACGGAGCCUGGGAGCGGGGCGGGGCGGGGCCGCCGCGCAAGGGGGCGACACAUAAAGGCCUGCUGGCUUGGGGCGCCUGCCUCCCUGCUCCUCUGUCCUCGCACAGCGAACCUGGGCUCCUGCCCAGGACAGGCACCAGGGUCAUGGCCUGGGACCUGGACACUGGCCCCUCCACCCUCCCUCCCCUCCCGGCUCCCUGGCCAGAGGGAGAGCUUGGUCUCUGGACCUGCCUUAGGAAGGAGAGGGAGGGCAGGAAGGAAAAGAAAGGACUUGGAUGUGGCAGUCAUCUGGGCCCUGCUCCUUGUGGGCACUCACACUGCCCCCGGAGCCUGCCGGGAGUGGGGCUGGCGGUAGACAGCUGAGGUUGGGGCCAAUGUCUCCUGGGCACCCUUGCCUCGCCCCAGACCGGCCCGUCCAGUCCCCAUCACACCUCGGCGGCCUUUAUUUAUUCUGUUCCCCCAGCUCGGCCACUUCUCUGAAGGAGGGCUGGGUUCUGGGCCUGUAUCAAAUAAACACAAACCUGGAUGGCGCAGUGGU
Messenger RNA from Nomascus leucogenys (northern white-cheeked gibbon), 3010 nucleotides. It is a transcript of the gene PICK1, whose product is annotated as protein interacting with PRKCA 1. Gene Ontology annotation, biological process: positive regulation of receptor internalization; regulation of Arp2/3 complex-mediated actin nucleation; receptor clustering. Gene Ontology annotation, molecular function: protein domain specific binding; protein kinase C binding; phospholipid binding. The record is from RefSeq and is a predicted model, not a curated record. NCBI's taxonomy places the organism in Eukaryota, Metazoa, Chordata, Mammalia, Primates, Hylobatidae. Gene Ontology annotation, cellular component: postsynaptic early endosome; trans-Golgi network membrane; neuron projection.